Penaeus chinensis is the source of this 1116-nucleotide messenger RNA. RefSeq lists its product as uncharacterized. Lineage: Eukaryota; Metazoa; Arthropoda; Malacostraca; Decapoda; Penaeidae. The record is from RefSeq and is a predicted model, not a curated record. The coding region runs from base 229 to 1023 and encodes 264 amino acids. The transcript has 6 exons.
CGUUCAGAAUGACUGACGGUAGGCUUAUGCUAGCACUGGCCUAUCCGACGGUCAGUGUUAAAAGCAAUUUCGUGUGAAUCUCGCGGCGGGUUGGUGGCUUGAUGAGCAGUAGCCUUUCGAGACGUCUACAGGAAAGGAUUUGUGCUGUGGAAACUCUGGGCGUGGAAAAUCCUUGGCAAAUUGACCGCUUUACUUGCAUAUUAGAACUGAAAGAGAAGGACACCGAUCAUGGCUCGCCUCUUAACUGUAAUAGUCAUAGCGAUGGCGGCGUCUAGAUGCAGUGCAAUCUUCCCAUUUAAUCUGGAAGCAGUUGACGUGGUGGUGACAAACGUAAAGGACCAUCUCGAUGAUACCAUCGACCCCUACUUAGUACCCAUCGAACACAACACCUAUGGACAGAGCCCUUAUGGAUAUGUUCCCCAGAAGUAUGUGAAUGAACCUAUCUGCCCACUGUACAUAAAACCUGUGUGGGAAGAAGCAGUGGUGCAACAGGUUGUGCACUCUCUGGUGACAGUAUGGGAGAAAUUACAGAAAACGGAAUUUGUCCAUGUGACUGAAACCUUGAAAUAUCCUGUGACAGUGAUAAAUCGGUCUACUGUUACAAUACCAGCGCCGCCCAUUUACAAGACCGAAACUAUUAUAGUGCCGGAGGAGAAAACGGUAAUGUCUGCUAGGAUUGACACUGUUACAUACACCAUAACCCAGACUAACCUUGAGGUUAUAACAUACACACUAACAAAUACAAUCACUACAACAACCUUUGAAGCUGAAUGGAUUACCCUCACCGAGUACGAGACAUCCUGGGAAACGGUGAAUGUACCUGUGACUAGUAUCACCACAGUCUGGACUCAAGAGGUAGAGGUUGUGACACAGCCUGUGUAUGUGACAACGAAUCUGUGGGUCGAGGCGCCUCAGCUUAGCCUUAUCACUUCCACACACUAUGUACCACACUACCACACCCAGACCACCACCGUCACCAACAAAGUCUAUGAGACCAUCUGUACUAAACCAGGAUAUUAUUGAUAUACUGUAUAGUUACUGCUUUGUAAAUAUUGUAUAUGGCAUCGAUUUUAUUUCACUGAUUUUUAAAGAUAAUAAAAAUAUUUUUAACUUUUA